Messenger RNA from Suillus fuscotomentosus, 501 nucleotides. RefSeq lists its product as uncharacterized. Bases 1 to 501 code for a protein of 166 amino acids. The transcript is spliced from 3 exons. NCBI's taxonomy places the organism in Eukaryota, Fungi, Basidiomycota, Agaricomycetes, Boletales, Suillaceae. The record is from RefSeq and is a predicted model, not a curated record.
AUGACUUUCCGUCGGCUUCAGACGAUGACAAAGCACCCUAGUGCAAAGGCCAUCAAUAUAGACAAGCUGAUUGAAGACUACGGCGCUACUUAUUUCCGUGAAGCACUUGCACGCUAUAUCACACAACUCAGCCACACUAAUGGUCCAUGCCUCUCUAGUCAAACACUGGAUGUGUUGGCACACGACGUCCAUCUCCCAUUCCGAAGUCUUCCAGUUUUCCACAAGAUCAAGUGGCUCUCGGUGGAUACUCGUGAUCACGGCAACACAACAGUCACAUUGGACUCUGUGCAUGCCAGACCACAGUGGAGCUCAGGUUCUUCUCCAUUGGCUCGUCGGUCAGAUACAGCUCUUCGCUGGUAUACAAGGCUUCUGCGUUGGCCAAGUACGAGUCAUUUUUUCAUUACCACCAAAGUCACUUCCGCUCCUUUUGCUGCCAACAGCCCAGGUACCCAAACACUUAGCUUACAUCGAGUGGUUUACACCAUUCUCUUCAGCUCCUGA